CUCUAGUGAGCCUGUUCCAGCUCAUUCCUUAGAAAGGCUGUGGAUGGAAGAUCAGAGAACAGGCCAGGAGAUCUGGGAUUUGUCCAGGGGUCUCUGGGUUUAAAGAUCCGUACAACCACUUGAGCUCAUUUUCCCUGUGACUUGCCAGGGUACAACUUCUUUCUCUGCCCAAGCUGUUAAAAAUCUAAAAUUUCACUCAUCAGAUUCUUUCAGUUGCGUGACAGAUCCAACCCAGCCUUGAGCAAAAAUGGAAGCUAUCAAGAAAAAGAUGCAGAUGCUGAAGUUGGACAAGGAGAAUGCCAUUGACCGAGCAGAGCAGGCUGAGACGGAUAAAAAGGCAGCUGAGGACAAAUGCAAGCAGGUAGAGGAUGAGCUGGUAGCUCUGCAAAAGAAGUUGAAAGGAACUGAAGAUGAGCUGGACAAGUACUCGGAGGCUCUCAAAGAUGCCCAGGAAAAACUGGAGCAGGCUGAGAAGAAGGCCACUGAUGCUGAAGGGGAGGUGGCAGCUCUGAACAGACGCAUCCAGCUCGUGGAAGAGGAGUUGGAUCGUGCCCAGGAACGACUGGCCACAGCCCUGCAGAAACUGGAGGAGGCUGAGAAAGCAGCAGAUGAGAGCGAGAGGGGAAUGAAGGUUAUUGAGAACAGAGCAAUGAAAGAUGAAGAGAAAAUGGAGAUUCAGGAAAUGCAGCUGAAGGAGGCCAAGCACAUCGCCGAGGAGGCCGAUCGCAAAUACGAGGAGGUUGCCCGUAAACUGGUUAUUUUGGAGGGUGAACUGGAACGAGCUGAGGAGCGUGCAGAGGUGUCUGAAGUUAAAUGUAGUGACCUCGAAGAGGAGUUAAAGAACGUCACAAACAACCUGAAGUCUUUGGAAGCUCAAUCUGAAAAGUACUCGGAAAAAGAAGAUAAAUACGAAGAAGAAAUCAAGAUUCUCUCUGACAAGCUGAAAGAAGCUGAAACUCGUGCUGAAUUUGCAGAGAGAACCGUUGCCAAACUGGAAAAGUCUAUUGAUGACCUGGAAGACGAGCUCUACGCUCAGAAGCUGAAGUACAAAGCCAUCAGUGAGGAGCUUGACCAUGCCCUCAAUGACAUGACCUCUUUGUGACCUGUCCCUGUGUGGGGACACGGGGGUGGGGCUCCCUCUCGCUGCGUUUCUCAAGCUUUUCUUGCCUGUCGUCCCUGUCACUCCUGUGCCACUUCCACAAGUGCCCCUUCCACCUCUGUGGGCGCUGAGCUCAAUAAAACACGAUACCUCUACCUGUCAGCCUUUGGGGUUUCCUUUCUUAGGACUUGCCUAAACUGCACUGGUGACACCACCAAAAACAUGUUCAGCUCCUCACACAGGGAAGGGCAGGCACAGCCAGGGCAGGACCUGGCACUGGCAAACACCACCUCAGUUUUUUUAGUGUUCCCAGGACGCACAGGUGGCAGCCAAAAGCUUUGGGUGCUUUUGGUGUGUCCUUGUGCUCCAUCUGCCUGGUUAAAAACCUCUCAGUGCAAGGAAAACCCAGCAGGAUGUGUCCUGUACAUCACUCAUUGAGUCAGAACACAAAUCUGGCCAAAACCCUCCCUAAAUGAGAGCAAUUGCCAAAAAGAUGCUCCAGCUGUAGAGGAGUGUUGAACACCAAGGUAAGUCACCACAGGUUUUAUUGAAGUGAAAAAGCUGUAAGAUA
Molecule: messenger RNA, 1670 nt
Organism: Myiozetetes cayanensis
Lineage: Eukaryota; Metazoa; Chordata; Aves; Passeriformes; Tyrannidae
Gene: TPM4
Product: tropomyosin 4
Exons: 9
Coding region: 248-1102 (284 amino acids)
Biological process (GO): muscle contraction; actin filament organization
Cellular component (GO): actin filament
Molecular function (GO): actin filament binding
Source: RefSeq, a predicted model, not a curated record